Pygocentrus nattereri (red-bellied piranha) is the source of this 4319-nucleotide messenger RNA. It is a transcript of the gene adam17a, whose product is annotated as ADAM metallopeptidase domain 17a. Gene Ontology annotation, biological process: Notch signaling pathway; membrane protein ectodomain proteolysis. Gene Ontology annotation, molecular function: metalloendopeptidase activity. Gene Ontology annotation, cellular component: plasma membrane. Lineage: Eukaryota; Metazoa; Chordata; Actinopteri; Characiformes; Serrasalmidae. The transcript is spliced from 20 exons. The record is from RefSeq and is a predicted model, not a curated record. The coding region runs from base 333 to 2900 and encodes 855 amino acids.
CAGCUUUGCUGUAGAUAAGUCUCCGUUUCCUCACCAGUAUUUCUCAUCCGGAAACACAGCCGAAAACUACAGGCUGUGUGAAGAAAACAGGACUCGCUGUGAGGAUGUUACCCUAAUACUGACACUCAGUGGAUUUCUCGCCUUCCUCUCCUGCCAUGAGGCAGUGACGCUCGCUCGAUCGUAUCGUGGGUGUGGCUAACGACACGAAGCGGCACUCGAGGCUCUGUUUUCUCUGCGCCUGUGUAUAAAUGGGAAACACCAGAGUCAAUAUCAGGCAUUAACUUGAAGCGAUCAUCUCCUGAUGUUUAUGAUUGUGAUGCGACAUUUCUAGGAUGAGAGCCUUGGUCGUAUUUACUGUGACUUUAGUCCCUUUUUGGGCGAACUGUGCGAUAAAGCCAAGAUCCGGCGAGGAGGACUCGAGAAAACAGGAAGAGAGCCGAGAAUUCGAAUCACUCAGCUCAAUAUUGGCAGACUUUGAGGUGCUUCCUGCAGCUGGCAUCCAGCGGCAUUCCUUAAGGAAGAGGGACACUGACUCCCAGUCACAUGUGGAACGCCUGAUCAGCUUCACAGCACUGCAAAGGCAUUUCAAGCUCUACUUGACCACCAACACAGAGCUUUUCGCAGAUGAUUUCAAAGCGGUGUUUGUAGAUGAGCAAGGGAAUGAAGAGAGUUAUGAAGUGCCGCUGCAGAAUUACUUUAAAGGACAUGUAGUAGGUGAAGAGAAUUCGAGGGUGCAGGCACACAUUGAUGGGGAGGAGUUUUCAGCCCACAUACUCACAGAUGAGGCUGAGUACAAUGUUGAGCCAUUAUGGAGGAUAACAGAGACGUCCCCCGAUGGCCGCUUGCUGGUAUAUCGUUCUGAGGACAUCAGAAACAUCAGCCGACUGGCCUCCCCCAAAGUGUGCGGUUAUAUCAGUGCUGAGGCUCAGGACUUGCUGCCAGAGGUCAAAGCAGCUGCGGGAACACACCAGGAUGGGGAACCAAGCCACAGAGUGAGGAGGCAGGUACAUAACCACAAGAAGAACACCUGCACAUUGCUGCUGGUGGCAGAUUACCGCUUCUUCGAGAACAUGGGCCGCAGUGAGGAAAGUACAACCCUGAACUAUCUGAUAGAACUAAUUGACCGUGUGGAUGACAUCUACAGGAACACUUCUUGGGAUGAUGAGUAUAAAGGCUAUGGUGUACAGAUUCAUCAGAUCAUCAUAAACAAACAACCGACCCCAGUGUCCGAAGGGCAGUACCACUACAACAUGAAAGGUAGUCCACGGCAAAAGGGGGAUGUGUGGGAUGUUAAGAAGCUUUUAGAACAAUUCAGUUUGGACAUUGCCGAGAACGCUUCCAGUGUCUGCCUGGCCCACCUCUUUACAUAUCAGGACUUUGAUGAGGGCACGCUCGGUCUGGCGUACGUUGCCUCUUCCAGAGACCAGGCAUUAGGUGGACUCUGCUCUAAACCUUAUUUUCCAUCUCAGUCAUUCAAGAAACCCAGCUACCUAAACACGGGACUAACCAGCACUAAGAAUUAUGGGAAAACUAUUCUCACUAAGGAAGCAGAUCUGGUAACCACUCAUGAGCUUGGACACAACUUCGGAGCGGAGCAUGACCCAGACAACAUUCCCUACUGCGCCCCAAGUGAUGACCAAGGGGGCAAAUAUGUUAUGUACCCCAUUGCUGUUAGUGGAGACCAUGUCAACAACAAGCGAUUCUCCAACUGCAGUAAGAUCUCAGUCAGCAAGACCCUGAGAGUCAAGGCUCCAGUGUGCUUCAAGGUAAGGACCAGCAAAUUGUGUGGGAACUCUCGUGUGGAGGAGGGAGAGCAGUGUGACCCUGGGCUCCUCCAUAUCAAAGAUGAUCCCUGCUGCACAUCCGAAUGCAAGUUCCAAAAGAAUGCGCAGUGCAGUGACAGGAACAGUCCCUGCUGCCACAAGUGCCAGUUUAAGCAAAAAGGGUUGCUCUGUCAGGAGUCAAUCAAUGCCACCUGUAAAGCCUCAUCAAAAUGCACAGGCAACAGCAGCGAAUGCCCAGCUCCAGGCAGCCUAUCUGAUGGCAUGGAGUGUGUGGACAAGGGAGUGUGUCAGAAAGGCGAGUGUGUGCCUUACUGUGAGGCCAGUCAGAAGCUUCGCCCCUGUGCUUGCAAUGAUACAGACAAUUCAUGCAAAGUGUGCUGCAAGGACAAGAAUGGAGUGUGCAAGCCUUCUUUAUCUUCUGCGGGAGAAUAUCUGUUCCUGCGCAAAGGAAAGCCCUGCACUGUGGGUUUCUGUGAUGGGCAUGGAAAAUGCAUGAAGCAAGUCCAAGAUGUCGUUGAGAGGUUGUGGGACUUCAUUGAUAAGCUGGACAUCAACACAUUUGGCAAGUUCCUGGCUGACAACAUAGUAGGCUCAGUGGUGGUGUUUUCUCUCUUGUUCUGGAUCCCUUUGAGCAUUUUGGUGCACUGUGUGGAUAAGAAGCUGGACAGACAGUAUGAAGAAAACUCCAAGUCUCUAAUUUAUCCCAGUCAGAUGAUGGUGGAAGUGUGUAGUAAAGCCUCAGAACAUGGAGAUGCUGAGCGGUCAGGAGGGGGCUCCCAUGCGCAUCGUCAGGGCCCCUCCUCUGUCAUCCCAUUCAGCAGCCCGACCCCCGCCCUCCCUGCCCCAGCAGGGCCAUCCCAGCGGCAACACUAUCGCCUCUCUGGCACCGGCCCAACACGCAGCAGCCCCGGGCCCUGCCCCGGCCUCCGCCGAACCCAGAGCGGAUCCGCAGCGAAUGGCCACCAUCGCCGAGGACCCCACCGGGGACUCUCCCCGGGACGAUCCAGGAGACUUCCCCCAAAGCUCCUCAGCAACCAAGUCCUUCGAGGACCUCACCGAACAGUCACCAUUAAACCGCCAGGACAAGAGGCGGCUGCAGAGACAAGCCCGCAUUGACAACAAGGAGACAGAAUGCUGAGAGAGGUAUGAUCCCUCCCAGUCAUACUUCCACAUGUACUCCCCAAGUACACACAUUAUACACAACACACACACGAGCCUUUCUCAAGAAUUACUUUGGAAACAAUCUAGUUUCACCACAGUAUAGGCGUGUCAUGUUAUCUGCUGAAUCUGUCGGUGACCUGUGACGCAUCUUGCAUUCACUUGUUAGUAAAUCACAAAGAUUAACAGAGUGAUGUAUAGAAGUGACUGUAGUCUAUGGACCUGGAAAUUAAAUUAUUGAUCUCUGAUCAACGUGACCAGUGCCUUGUAGAACAUCUGUGGGUGAAACUAAAAAUUUAAAGUUUGAUCAUCACACUGGACCAUCUGCCACCAUGGCCCCUAGUGUGGAUCAGUGAAUCCUGCCUUCUGCUGUGAAACCAUACACCACUACACUUAGAGAUGCGUCCAUAUUUUCCUGCCUUUUUUUUUUUAAUCAGUCCAGGGGAUACAAUAAAAGGUCCAGACAAUGAUUAGUCUAGAUUUGAUUUAAAGACCGUUUCCAGCCCAGAUUUUCUACUGACAGUAAUAGAGUUCUAGUCUAGGCUUGAUCUGUGUCUGUGAAACCAGCCCUUAAUCUCUCAAUUCAGAGACUACACUCCAUGCCAUCAUCAAUUUGCUGCUCUAUUAAGUGAUGGUACUUAAUGUUUUUCUGCAAAAUGUCAGUGACAUGAGUGCUAAUUCAUCACUUUUUAUGAACAUGAAUUAGAUUUUUUUGACUGGAAGCAUGAAGAGUACAUCCUGUCAUUGUGUAUCCUCCAAAACAUCUCUGGACCUAUUAUUUAAAGACUUCUUAAAGAACUGGAAUGCUUAAAUGAAACACUUGAAUAGUAUUAUAUGCAUACCCACAUAAGCAUAUCAGGAGUUGGAGGUGUUAAAGAGCAUGUGUUUUUUUUUGUGGCUGCACUAUAUUUUUGGAUGCUGUUUUGGUCUUAAACUGCAUUAAUAUGAAAUCUUAAAAUUGGUCUCUAAUGGCCUAAAGCUGUUUUUUAAAGAGUAGUUUAGUUGUGAAUUUAUGAUCAAGCACUAUUGAUGUAAAUCUAUAUAAACUGCUUUCUGUUUCACAAACUCUUGCAUAAAAUCAUAUAGUGAAGUCCUGUUAAUGAUUUCAUGUACUGUAUUGCAUUUCUUAAGUUAUGUAGCUACAGAAUUUAGGAUUGUGCCUUUUUUGUUAUCCACUGGAACUGUGUUUUAUAUUCUUUGUUUUAUAUAUAGAAAUGGUAUCCUCUGUUUCUAUAAGUGUAAUUCAAGUAUUUAACAUUUAUGGCUUAACAAUGCCCAUGUCUAAAAGUUUGUAGUAUUUUAAUGUGCCAUAAUACUAUUUUUUCUGGCUACAGUAAACCAGAGGGUUAAAAAAAAAAAAAAAAAAAAAAAAAAAAA